Messenger RNA from Tupaia belangeri chinensis (Chinese tree shrew), 3936 nucleotides. RefSeq names its product PPFIB scaffold protein 1 (gene PPFIBP1). The transcript is spliced from 33 exons. Gene Ontology annotation, molecular function: protein binding. Bases 449 to 3538 code for a protein of 1029 amino acids. The record is from RefSeq and is a predicted model, not a curated record. Gene Ontology annotation, cellular component: presynaptic active zone. Gene Ontology annotation, biological process: neuromuscular junction development. NCBI's taxonomy places the organism in Eukaryota, Metazoa, Chordata, Mammalia, Scandentia, Tupaiidae.
GAGGUACCUGGGGCUGGGAGUGAUGUCAGCUCGCAGCUCGGUGCCUGCCCGGAUUCCUGCCAUGGUGUAGGGCAGGCCGGCUGGGAGGGGACGGGAGGGGACGCGUGUCCUGCGAGCCCGCGGCGGGGCCGGAGCGCUGGGUUCCCGACUCCGACCUAGGCGAGCCACAACUUUUGGAACUCCUGCGGGCGGCUCUCCACUCCCAGGUGCCCUUAACAGCAGAUCACCAGGGAAGUUGCUGAGAAUCCCAGUCAGACCUCAGCCCAGGAACUUUGCGAGAAUCAGUAUAAAAGAACUUGUACCGACCAGUUAGCUAAGUUACAUGAAGAUUUGAAGAGCUGAAAAAAAAUCAAUAUUACACCUGCUUUUUAAAAGCUUGCACUGUAUGUUUAAGAAGUGGACCACAGGUUAAGAAUAAGGUUGGAAUUUGGUCUUGAUCAAUAAGAAAAUGAUGAGUGAUGCAAGUGACAUGUUGGCCGCGGCGCUGGAGCAGAUGGAUGGUAUCAUAGCAGGUUCUAAGGCCCUGGAAUAUUCCAAUGGGAUUUUCGAUUGCCAGUCUCCCACCUCUCCGUUCAUGGGAAGCUUGCGAGCAUUGCACCUUGUGGAAGACCUGCGUGGAUUGUUGGAGAUGAUGGACACCGAUGAGAAGGAAGGCUUGAGGUGCCAGAUUCCAGAUUCAACAGCAGAAACGCUCAUCGAGUGGCUCCAGAGUCAAAUGGCAAAUGGACACCUACCUGGGAACGGAGAUGUGUAUCAAGAAAGACUGGCACGUUUAGAAAAUGAUAAAGAAUCCCUUGUUCUUCAGGUCAGUGUGUUAACAGACCAAGUGGACGCACAGGGAGAGAAGAUUCGAGAUUUGGAAUUUUGUCUUGAAGAGCACAGAGAGAAGUUGAACGCCACCGAGGAAAUGCUGCAGCAGGAACUUUUGAGCAGGACAUCCUUAGAAACUCAGAAGUUGGAUCUGAUGGCUGAGAUUUCUAACUUGAAGUUAAAAUUGACAGCUGUAGAGAAGGACAGAUUGGAUUAUGAAGAUAGGUUUCGAGACACAGAGGGGCUAAUGCAGGAAAUCAAUGAUUUGAGGUUGAAAAUCAGUGAAAUGGAGAGUGAAAGACUUCAGUAUGAAAAAAAGCUUAAGUCAACCAAAUCUUUAAUGGCCAAACUUUCUAGCAUGAAAAUCAAGGUGGGUCAGAUGCAGUAUGAAAAGCAGCGGAUGGAGCAAAAAUGGGAGUCACUGAAGGAUGAACUAGCAUCUUUAAAAGAACAACUGGAAGAGAAAGAAGCUGAAGUAAAAAGACUGCAAGAAAAACUGGUUGGCAAGAUGAAAGGAGAAGGGAUUGAGAUUCUUGAUAGAGAUGAAAAUUUUAAAAAGAAGCUCAAAGAAAAAAAUAUUGAAGUACAAAAGAUGAAAAAAGCUGUGGAGUCUUUGAUGGCAGCAAAUGAAGAAAAGGAUCGGAAAAUAGAAGAUCUUCGUCAGUGCCUGAAUAGGUACAAGAAAAUGCAAGAUAUGGUAGCAGUGGCCCAAGGCAAAGAUGGCGAAUAUGAGGAUCUGUUGAAAUCUGGUUCCUUCUCCACUUUAUUGGAUGUACAAGGUUUUAGUGAUCUGGAAAAAAGCCCAUCACCUACUCCAGUAAUGGGGUCUCCAAGCCAUGACCCGUUUAACACAAGUAUUCCAGAAGAGUUCCACACCAGCAUCUUGCCAGUUCCAGUCCCGUCGUUAGUACCAGUGUCUCUGGGCGUGGAAACUUCUGAAAACUCCAAGUUGUCUCCCAAGUCAGAGACUUCAUUCGAAGAAAAUGAUGGAACUCCUGGUGCUGCCAUUGAAACCCAGUUGUGUGAUGAUCUUUCAACUUCAAGUCUGCAAAAGUCCAGCAGCCUGGGCAAUCUGAAGAAAGAGACAUCAGAUGGGGAAAAAGAGUCUACUCAGAAGCCUUCAGAGGAUAAAGCUCCAGGAGAAAGCAGCACGUUUGGGAGCCUCCCUCUCAAAGCUUCAGGACACAGUGCUUCUGUCGAUGAUAACCCCUUUGGCACUCGAAAAGCCAGAUCUUCCUUUGGCCGGGGCUUUUUUAAAAUCAAAAGUAACAAGAGGACAGCAAGUGCGCCGAACUUGGAUCGUAAACGAAGUGCCAGUGCACCCACCUUAGCUGAAACAGAAAAAGAAACCACAGAACACCUAGAUCUGGCUGGUGCAUCUUCUCGGUCAAAAGAUUCACAGGGUAACAGCCCCUUCCAGAUAUCUCCACCAUCUCCAGAUUCCAAGAAGAAAUCCAGAGGUAUCAUGAAACUCUUUGGAAAACUUAGGAGAAGUCAGUCAACUACAUUCAACCCGGAUGAUAUGUCUGAGCCUGAAUUUAAAAGAGGAGGGACAAGGGCAACUGCAGGGCCCCGGUUAGGUUGGUCUCGAGAUUUGGGACAGUCUAACAGUGAUUUGGAUAUGCCAUUUGCCAAAUGGACCAAGGAGCAGGUUUGCAACUGGCUGGUGGAACAGGGCUUAGGGUCCUACCUGAAUUCUGGCAAACACUGGAUUGCAUCUGGCCAAACUCUUUUGCAGGCCUCUCCACAAGAUCUAGAGAAGGAGCUUGGAAUCAAGCACUCACUUCAUCGAAAGAAGCUUCAGCUAGCACUGCAAGCCCUGGGAUCUGAGGAAGAAACCAAUCAUGGAAAGCUGGAUUUCAACUGGGUCACUAGAUGGCUGGACGAUAUUGGCCUCCCCCAGUAUAAGACUCAGUUUGAUGAAGGACGGGUAGAUGGGAGAAUGCUGCAUUACAUGACUGUCGAUGACUUAUUGUCAUUGAAGGUUGUAAGCGUUCUACACCAUCUCAGUAUUAAAAGGGCCAUCCAGGUGCUGAGGAUCAACAAAUUUGAACCAAACUGUCUACGGAGGCGGCCAUCUGAUGAGAACAGCAUCACCCCAUCAGAGCAGUGGACCAAUCACCGAGUGAUGGAGUGGCUGCGCUCUGUGGACUUGGCGGAGUAUGCCCCCAAUCUCAGGGGCAGUGGUGUUCAUGGCGGGCUUAUGGUUCUCGAACCUCGUUUUAACGUAGAAACAAUGGCUCAGUUAUUGAACAUCCCACCAAACAAGACCUUGUUGCGAAGACAUUUGGCAACUCAUUUCAACCUUCUGAUCGGUGCUGAGGCCCAACACCAGAAGCGAGAUGCCAUGGAAUUACCAGACUACGUCCUUCUAACAGCUACUGCCAAAGUGAAGCCAAAGAAACUUACCUUCAGCAAUUUUGGAAACCUGAGAAAGAAGAAGCAGGAAGAUGGGGAAGAAUAUGUUUGUCCAAUGGAAUUGGGGCAGACAUCGGGCAGUGCAUCUAAGAAAGGAUUCAAACCCGGUUUGGACAUGCGCCUGUAUGACGAGGAUGAUUUGGACCGGCUAGAGCAGAUGGAGGAUUCAGAAGGGACAGUGAGACAGAUAGGUGCAUUCUCUGAAGGCAUCAACAAUCUAACACACAUGUUGAAGGAAGACGACAUGUUCAAAGAUUUUGCCGCCCGUUCCCCCAGUGCCAGCAUCACAGAUGAAGACUCGAACGUCUGACAUCGCGCCUGGAUGAACCGUAGGAGCUCUUGGUCGUGUUAUCCACUCUCUUUUCCAAGCACUCGCAGUAUAUACCACGAGAGGCAGAUCGCGCAUUGCUCAUUGUUCAGCUUUUGCCCAUCUUGAAGUGGCAGUGGAAAGCGGGGGAGAUGUGCCUAUUCUGAAGUUGCCGUGAAAAUCGAGACACUGGUGACUGAGAGUAUAAUUGUUUUUUUCUCUAUUUAAUGUAAAAAUAUACAUGAUAUGUUAUAUUUAAAGUGUUGCACUUACAGUGAGUGUUUUGCCAUUCGCCACGCAUUAUGGAGGGAGCCGUAACCAGUGUGAAUGAUGUCAUCGUGUGGGCGUUUACCACAGCCAUGCAAGCAGAAUGCUGCUGGAGUUCAGAACGGUUGUGUAGA